GCGGCGCUCGCGGGCUCGGCCGUCUGUGCGCGCCCACUCCGGCUCCAGGCCGCCGGGCUCCCGCCGAGCAGCUCGCGCCGAGGCCCCGCGCCCCUCGCAGCCGCCCCGGGCGCCGUGCAUGGAGACGCCGCCCGCCGCCGGACCCCGCCGCUGAGCCACCGUCUGGCCGGGACCCGCGGGGGCUGCGGUGGCCUCGGGCUCCCGCCGGCCCCGCCGAAGCCGCACUCGGGCUUGGCCGGCCGCCCCCGCCGCCCGAGGGCUGCGCGUGGCCCGCGGGCCUGGUCGCCCGCGCGAAUCGCCGCGGCCCGGCCGCCCCGUCCCAGGAAGCGGCCGUCCCGAGCGCCAUGGCGCACUCCCCGGUGCAGUCGGGCCUGCCCGGCAUGCAGAACCUAAAAGCAGAUCCAGAAGAGCUUUUUACAAAGCUAGAGAAAAUUGGAAAGGGCUCUUUUGGUGAGGUGUUCAAAGGCAUUGACAAUCGGACUCAGAAAGUGGUUGCCAUAAAAAUCAUUGAUCUGGAAGAAGCUGAAGAUGAGAUAGAGGACAUUCAACAGGAAAUCACAGUGCUGAGUCAGUGUGAUAGUCCAUACGUAACCAAAUAUUAUGGAUCCUAUCUGAAGGAUACUAAAUUGUGGAUAAUAAUGGAAUAUCUUGGUGGAGGCUCCGCACUAGAUCUAUUAGAACCUGGGCCUUUAGAUGAAACUCAGAUUGCUACUAUAUUAAGAGAAAUACUAAAAGGACUUGAUUAUUUGCAUUCGGAGAAGAAAAUUCAUAGAGACAUUAAAGCUGCCAAUGUUCUGCUCUCUGAACAUGGAGAGGUGAAGCUGGCUGAUUUUGGAGUGGCAGGCCAGCUGACAGAUACCCAGAUAAAGAGAAAUACCUUCGUGGGCACCCCUUUCUGGAUGGCACCUGAAGUCAUCAAACAGUCGGCCUACGACUCAAAGGCAGACAUCUGGUCCCUGGGCAUAACAGCUAUAGAGCUUGCAAAAGGGGAACCACCUCAUUCUGAGCUGCACCCCAUGAAGGUUUUAUUCCUCAUUCCAAAGAACAACCCUCCGACGCUGGAAGGAAACUACAGCAAACCCCUCAAGGAGUUUGUGGAGGCCUGUUUGAAUAAGGAGCCGAGCUUUAGACCCACGGCAAAGGAGUUACUGAAGCACAAGUUUAUAAUACGCAAUGCGAAGAAAACAUCCUACUUGACGGAGCUAAUCGACAGGUACAAGCGGUGGAAGGCCGAGCAGAGCCAUGACGACUCCAGCUCAGAAGACUCCGACACGGAAACGGACACGGAUGGUCAAGCAUCUGGAGGCAGCGAUUCUAGCGACUGGAUCUUCACGAUCCGAGAGAAAGAUCCAAAGAAUCUUGAGAAUGGAACUCUUCAGCCAUCGGAUUUAGACAGAAAUAAGAUGAAAGACAUCCCGAAGAGGCCUUUCUCUCAGUGUUUAUCUACAAUUAUUUCUCCUCUGUUUGCAGAGUUGAAGGAGAAGAGCCAAGCAUGUGGUGGUAACAUGGGGUCCAUAGAAGAACUGCGAGGGGCCAUCUACCUGGCAGAAGAGGCGUGCCCUGGAAUCUCGGACACCAUGGUGGCCCAGCUCGUGCAGCGGCUCCAGAGAUACUCGCUAAGUGGUGGAGGAACUUCGUCCCACUGAACUUCCUUUGGCAUUUGGGGUUUUGUUUUUUCUUUCUUCUUCAUCCUGCUCCUUUUAAACAGUCAACAAGAGCCUUUGCUGACUCCGCUGAAGAGCUGCACCGAGGGCUGGCCCAACCGAGGCUGCCCACACAGGCCUCAGCGUCCUU
Myotis myotis is the source of this 1794-nucleotide messenger RNA. RefSeq names its product serine/threonine kinase 24 (gene STK24). Gene Ontology annotation, biological process: protein phosphorylation. Gene Ontology annotation, molecular function: protein kinase activity; ATP binding. The coding region runs from base 345 to 1646 and encodes 433 amino acids. The record is from RefSeq and is a predicted model, not a curated record. The transcript has 11 exons. NCBI's taxonomy places the organism in Eukaryota, Metazoa, Chordata, Mammalia, Chiroptera, Vespertilionidae.